UUCAGCGGAACUCACCCGGAUCUGUAGAGUCUAGGCCACUGCUGGCAAAGGCUUGGCUUUGUUCAGUCAUAGAUGGCUAAAUAACGUUUCGCAUUAAGGACCGUUUCAUUAGUGCAUGGUAGGUUAUUAGUUUUUAAAUACUGCAUUAUUAUCUGUUGUAGGCUGUUCAGAGGUGUAUAUUUUGGUAGCUAAUUGUUGCAUUAUUGUACGCCUUUACAUCGAGAAAGUAGCAUUUACCCAACGUCCAUCCAUCGUCGUACCCCGUAUUUCCCUUUACUUUCCGAGUCCAACUGUUCAAAAGAACCGAUUCGCAGAAAUGAAUUUUGUGUCAGGACUUCACAUGUAUUAUAAAGUUAUUCACAGUCCUCAAAAAUUUGUAACAGUUUGGCAGAACAUUCACAUGUAAGCUACCAUUUGUACUAUGCUGAUAAGUUAUGAUCUAUAAAUAAACCUAGACAUGCCAUCAAGUCAGAGUUUUGCCCUAUAAUAUCCUAGAGCUAGACGCGUUCAAGAAUGUGAAGUCUGAGGGAGGUGCGUGCGCGACAUGCUCUAUAAAUGGCACACACGAACUUCAGGUGCAAAAACCAAAGAUUUCACGGCUCUCGUGUAUUGUUAUACCAGAAGAGUUUAUUUAUUUUCAACAAACACCAUUUGUGACUACACAUGUUACGUCAAAUUGUUCCUGCAGUUGUUUAAAUAUAAUUCCGAUGAGGACAUGAAACGCGUGAGAGACAUUGCUCUCGUUCUGAUCUUCGCCUGUCUCGUGCAGCAGUUCGUGCAGGUGUGCAGCCUGAGAGACAGAGGGAGGAGAGCGCAGGCAGAUGCGAAGGGGAAGAGAAGAGGUCAGCGGAAUGAAAGUGGUCUAAAAGGGAGAUUCUCGCUGAAGGACGGAGCGCGGUGCUCGUGGCGCGCCGCGCGGGGGGGUGAUGCGUUUGUAUUGAGAGUCACGUGCAAAAACGGGGCAAAGACUUUCGGCUGCGAAUAUGUAGCGGAGCCCACAGCAUGUGAACAGUACACAUCUAAUACCAAAGCCUACUGGAAACAGAUUGCCCGUUCGCUGAAAAAGCAGAGGAGAUUGUGUCGCGACUCUACAGCGAUGGUCAAAGCCGGUAUGUGCAGGAGCGCGCCCGCGGACGCGCACUUCAGACUGAAGGACACGCGUCCCUCCUCCAGAGUCCCGUUACCGCCAACCGCGGGGAAUAAUCACUGUCCGGAACGGAUCGAGAGGCUGAAAGAGGCCGAAGAACACUGCAGCAGAGCCUGGUCUUCAUUGUGUGCAUUUGUCUUCUUGAUGCUUGAGAAUGAUGAAUGCUCAUGAUUGACUUUAAAA
Cyprinus carpio (common carp) is the source of this 1330-nucleotide messenger RNA. RefSeq names its product fibroblast growth factor-binding protein 1-like. The record is from RefSeq and is a predicted model, not a curated record. Bases 545 to 1318 code for a protein of 257 amino acids. Lineage: Eukaryota; Metazoa; Chordata; Actinopteri; Cypriniformes; Cyprinidae. The transcript has a single exon.